This is a messenger RNA of Cynoglossus semilaevis (tongue sole), 1058 nucleotides long. RefSeq names its product IFI30 lysosomal thiol reductase. Bases 132 to 905 code for a protein of 257 amino acids. Gene Ontology annotation, molecular function: oxidoreductase activity, acting on a sulfur group of donors, disulfide as acceptor. NCBI's taxonomy places the organism in Eukaryota, Metazoa, Chordata, Actinopteri, Pleuronectiformes, Cynoglossidae. The transcript has 7 exons. The record is from RefSeq and is a predicted model, not a curated record. Gene Ontology annotation, cellular component: lysosome.
UGAAGACAUCAUGCUUAUUCAGUCAAAACUGUAUUUAAUUAGCUGCUGAUUAGGACACAGUACUGUGAGCAGAGCAGUGACUUCAGUUUAGCUGCCUUCACUUGUUACACGAUUCUCUCCAGCUCUCAGACAUGAAGCUUCUAGUUCAUUUAUCAGUGUUUUUGCUCUUCUGCACUCACAAAAGUUCUGGGAUCAGUCACCCUAAACCAGCCUGUCGUUACCCUCCAUCUCAGUGGUGUCGGUCACUGGAGAUAGCAAUUGAAUGUAAGGUGCAGAAACAGUGUAUGGAGGUAAAUGCCACCAGGACACUUCUUCAAUCUGUUCCUCCAGUGUCUGUCACUCUCUACUAUGAGAGCUUGUGUCCAGCCUGUAGAGUCUUCAUCACCCAGCAACUGUUUCCUACCUGGACCAUGCUGCAGGACAUCAUGACCGUCACUCUGGUGCCCUAUGGAAAUGCUAAGGAGAUUUCAUCAGGGAAUUCUCCUUUUACCUGUCAACAUGGAGAGCCUGAGUGCAGAGGAAAUUUAAUUGAGGCCUGUAUCAUCCAUUUAUCCAAACACUCAGCAUUUCAAAUCAUCUACUGCAUGGAGUCAGCUGCAGAUGUCCUCGGUGCUGCACAGAGUUGUCUUCAGCUCUAUGCUCCCUCUGUGUCCUGGUCGAGUGUUGACUCCUGCCUGACCACAGGCCUUGGAUACAAACUGAUGCAUGCCAACGCCGCCAUGACAAGAGCUCUGAAUCCACCUCACACUCAUGUGCCCUGGGUCACCUUCAAUGGGGAAUACUCCACUGAUUAUGAGGAUAAGGCCAUGUCUUCUCUUUUCCAUUUAGUUUGCCAGCUUUACAAGGGGCCAAAGCCUCCAGCCUGCACCGGAGCCCAGGUCAAACUGGACAGAAGUUUCUGCUGAAGAUGUCAAUCAACUGCAUGCUUUUUGGAAAAACAUAAGGUCAUAAUGUUUAAUAUAUUAUAAGAAACGGCAUAUAAAUCCACAUCUAUGUUGCAUGAUCAGUUAUAUAAAAAGUGUUUGUCAAACAUGCUAAUGUAAUUUCAAAGUCAAAAA